CAGUUUGACCAGGUUUGACUGCGUUCAGUUUCACGACGUCGCAUUACGGAUAUGUAUUUCAUCUCACUUGCCGCCAAGCCAACCUCGAAGUCCCGCGAAACAAAUGUUUGCUCACUAAAUCUAUUAUAAUUUCAGCAAGAAUCCUAUAGUUUUAUUAAUUAUUCGCGUUAACACAAGGAGUAAGACUUGACCAAACGAAUUGGUUAAUUGUAUUGUGCUCAGAUUCAGUUACUACGCUUCUGGAAAACUAAUAAUAAUGGCUAAGGUACAACUUGCAAAUGUGGCUGUAUUGGAUAAUCCCUCACCAUUCCUGAAUCCCUUUCAAUUCGAAGUCACAUUUGAAUGUAUCGAAGAACUCAAAGAAGAUUUGGAAUGGAAAAUGAUUUACGUCGGCAGUGCGGAGUCAGAAGAAUUUGAUCAAGUUCUUGAUACAAUCUAUGUUGGUCCUAUCCCUGAAGGAAGACACAUGUUCGUGUUUCAGGCUGACCCACCUGACGUCAGUCGAAUUCCUGUCAAUGAUGCCUUAGGAGUUACUGUAGUGCUAUUAACCUGUUCUUAUCGAGGGCAUGAGUUUGUUCGAGUGGGUUAUUUCAUCAAUAAUGAAUAUACAGACACUGAACUGCGCGAAAAUCCUCCAACUCAACCCUUGUUUGAAAAAGUACAGAGAAAUAUACUUGGAGACAAGCCACGAGUUACUCGAUUCAAAAUAAAUUGGGAUGAUGGAGUCAAUUCUACCGGUACUAACUUGUCUGACAGUAUGGCAGAACAAACUAUGGAGGAAACAACACAAGAUGCCCCCACAUCCACCUUAGGUUUUACUGAAAAUACACAGAACAGUAUGGAAGUGAUGUGAAAUUUCUGUUCCUAGAUACAAUGGGUAUUUUUCUUCUGUCUUUCUUACAUAAGUUGCAACUACUGAGUUUAAUUAGUGCGGGUUUUCAUGUUUCAAAUUUGAUCAACAUAUUGCAGUACGUGAGCAAGUAUUGGCAGAUCUAUUGCUGCAAGUAAUCGUUGAUAGAGAAGUUAUAGUGCUGUUUACGUAGUGAGUUGUUUUGUUAGUCACAAUGGUACAUCAAGAAAGAUUAACUAUUUUUGACAUAUUCGCAUAACCUCUUACCACUGAAUGCAGUAUGAAAAAUUAUCUACUCAAUAAAAUUGUCUUUUUUAGUCUGUCAUUAACUACAAAGAAGCCUUGUUUAAAAAUAUUGGAAAUGACCAACCUGAGAAAUGAUUAUUUUGGAUCUUUGAUUGAAGUAGUACCUGUUUUCAAUUUUUGUAAAUAUCCCGAUACAGAAUAUUAUCAAUGGAUCGGUGAUAUUCAAAAUUUUCCAAUAACAGUAAAAUCUUGCAAUUUCUGUUUUUCCUAAGCUUUUUGUUGAUAAGUUACCUAAUAUAGGCCAUGUGUCAUUAAUGUACUGCAGAACCACUUCAGUUUUGGACUGUACAGUUUAGGAUGUAAUCUAAGGAUCAGUUCAGUUUUGGAGGGAACUUUCCAUUGAUUCAUGUAAAUACAUUGAUAACAAAUGUGAUGUUACGUUUUCUACUUGGACAUAAGUGAAUACAAUAAAAAUGAUUUUUUAUUCUCUGAAA
Athalia rosae (coleseed sawfly) is the source of this 1590-nucleotide messenger RNA. It is a transcript of the gene asf1, whose product is annotated as histone chaperone asf1. Gene Ontology annotation, molecular function: histone binding. Gene Ontology annotation, cellular component: nucleus. The transcript has 3 exons. NCBI's taxonomy places the organism in Eukaryota, Metazoa, Arthropoda, Insecta, Hymenoptera, Athaliidae. The coding region runs from base 257 to 853 and encodes 198 amino acids. The record is from RefSeq and is a predicted model, not a curated record. Gene Ontology annotation, biological process: DNA replication-dependent chromatin assembly.